Adineta ricciae is the source of this 8046-nucleotide messenger RNA. The record is from the annotation of a GenBank genome assembly. Lineage: Eukaryota; Metazoa; Rotifera; Eurotatoria; Adinetida; Adinetidae.
AUGGCUUCUAUUAAUGAAAAUAUUGAUUCAACAGAGAAAAUGGAUAUUGAAUACAAACAGUCAGAAGAAAUGAAAAAUGAUUCUGAUUCACUUUCUCAAACGCAAUCUAUGACAAUAGACAACGAGAACAAUGUUACUGAUGUAGAUAUAUCUAUACCGUCAUGGAAUUUGAAAUUCUUUGGUUUUGUAAUUCCAAAUCGAAUUAUUGCUAUUGGAAUAUUUUCAUUAUUCGCAUGUAUAGCAAUGAUAAUUGGUAUUAUAAUUGUUUGUCUUACUUUACCGAAACGUCAACCAACACAAUGUGGAUUAAAUUUGGCACGAAUAUCCACAAAUCCAAUUGAAUAUAAUUAUGGUCCACAACACGUUGCUAUUGGUGAUUUUAAUGAAGAUACUUGGAUAGAUUUCGUUAUAGCUAACUGGGAUGUUAAUCUUAUUAGUAUAUAUUUUGGAUUCGAAAAUGGGACAUUUUCUAAACAAAAUCAAUAUUCAACUGGUGUUAAUUCAAAUCCAUUAAUGACUGCUGUGAGUGAUCUCAAUAAUGAUUUACAUUUAGACAUUGGAGUUGUAAACUAUGGUACUCAUACUAUUGGGAUAUUUUAUGGAUUCGGUAAUGGAUCUUUUCAAGAGCAAGUUGGAUUCUCAACAGGUAUUUCAAGACCAAUAUCAAUUAGCUUAACUGAUUUAAAUAAUGAUACAUUCGUUGAUAUUAUUAUUAUUAAUGAAGGGACAAAUAGUUUUAGUAUUUUGUAUGGAAAUGGAAAUGGAAAUGAAAGAUUUUCAAAUUCAAUAACAUAUUUCACUGGAUAUGAUUCUUUACCAUAUGCAUUAGCUACAGGUGAUUUUAAUAAUGAUGAUCUAGUAGAUAUUGUUAUUGCAAAUUAUGGAACAAAUAAUAUUGGUCUUUUCUUUGCUAAUCAUAAUAAUACUUUUCAAAAUCAAUUGAUUAUUUCAACUGGUGUUGAUUCUCAUCCAACUUCAAUUACUGUUGGAGAUUUUAAUUCUGAUAAAUAUCUUGAUAUCGCUAUUACUAAUUAUGGAACAAAAGUGAUUUGUGUAUUUUUAAAUGAUCAAAAUGGAAGUUUUACAAAAUCAACAUUCUAUUCGAUUAAUUCUUCUUCACCAUAUUCAAUCGAUGUUGGUGAUUUUAAUGGAGACAAGAAAUUAGAUUUGUUUAUUGUUAAUAUAGGUACGAAUAAUAUUGGAUUACUUUUAGGAUUAGGAAAUGGAAGUUUUGAAGAAGUAAGAAUGAAUUCAACCGGUUCUUAUUCAUCAAUAUCAUUGGCUUUACACGAUUAUAAUAAAGAUAAUCGAUUAGAUGUUAUUAUUGUUAAUAACGAUACUGGAAGUAUUGAUAUUUUAAAUGGGUAUUUUGAAGGUUUUCCUACUCCUGAACAGUAUAUUUUUUACUAUGGACCAAACUUGGUAAUUGCUCAUGAUAUAAACAAUGAUAAAAUAUUAGAUUUAAUAACUCUCUGUCGUUCUGAUAAUAUCAUUUAUAUCCUUCCUGGAUCUAGAAAUGGAUUAUUUCCAUGGAAAAUAGUAUAUGAUACUGAUUCUAGUCCAUAUGCCGCAACGGUUGGUGAUUUUAAUAAUGAUGGUAGAAUAGAUAUAGUUGUUGUUAACGCUGAUAACAAUAAUAUGGACAUAUACUUUGGAAAUGGUGAUGGUACCUUUCCAAGUCUACGAAGAAUACAAACAGGGUCCUUUCCAAAUUCUGUGGCUGUUGGUGAUUUUAAUAAAGACAAUCAAUUAGAUAUUGUUGUCACAAAUAAUUAUAACAACAGUGUUAGUGUGUAUUUAGGAUACGGAAAUGGCUCUUUCGCAUCACAAGUGACAUAUUCAACUGGUUCUCAACCACAAUAUGUAGUAAUAGGUGAUCUAAAUAAUGAUAAAUGUCUUGAUCUAGUUGUUGUUAAUUAUUUUGGAAAGAGUAUUAGUGUACUUCUUGGAUAUGAUAAUGGAACGUUUGCAAAUCAACUAAUAUCUUCAGCUGGCUAUUAUCCAACGUUUAUAGCAAUCAAUGAUUUUAAUAAUGAUACUCAAAUGGAUGUUGUUGAAAACAACAUGCAUAGUGGCACUGUGAGCGUUCUACUUGGAUUUGGGAAUGGUUCUUUGGCAAAGCCAGUUACAUAUGGAACAGGUAGUCUUCCAUCGUCUAUAUCCAUUGCUGACAUGAAUAAUGAUACGCAUUUGGAUCUAGUAGUUGCUUGUGCCGGUACAGCAUAUACAUAUAUAUUAUUUGGAUAUGGAGAUGGUUCAUUUAGCAAUGCUGUUUCAUAUUUUACAAAUAUGUAUUCACCUUCUGUAGCUAUCGGAGACUUUGAUGAAGAUACACGAUUGGACAUGGUUGUAACAGAUCCUCUUAACGUCUGUAUAGGUGUAUUACUGCAAUACAAUAGAGGUGCACUGGCGAAUAAACAAACUUAUGCAUCUGGUGGAAGUUCAAAAUUACGAUCAAUGGUCAUUGGCGAUAUAAAUAAUGAUACUCAUUUAGAUAUUGUUGUUGCUAAUUAUGGUACUGAUGAUAUUAGUAUUCUAUUUGGAUAUGAUAAUGUUACUUUUCCAAUUCAUCUAACAGUUAAUAUGGAUUCAAAUUCUCAUCCAUCAUCAGUUACUUUUGGUAAUUUUAAUGAUGAUAAACAUUUAGAUAUUGCUGUAACUCUUGCUGGUUUGCAUCAAGUUGGAAUAUUACUUGGAAAUGAACAAGGAUCAUUUAUUCGGCAAGCAGUUUAUCAAACUCCUUCAAUAUCUCCUCCACUAGUUGUUUCUGCUGGUGAUUUUAAUAAUGAUGGACAAUCAGAAACCGUUGUUGGAUAUGAUGAUAACGAUAGUAUUGAUAUAUUCACUAUAUACAAUACGGGAUCUUUUAGAGAUCUUAAGAAAUAUUCAGUUGGCGGAGCUCCAAAUUUUGUCGUCUUAGACUAUAUUAAUCAUGAUAGCUACAUCGAUAUUGUCGUUGUUAAUACAGAUUCUGAUGAUAUAAGUAUUUUAUUGGGAUAUGGUAACGGUAAUUUUGCAGAUGCUAUAACAUAUUCAAUUGAUUCUCGUCCAUUUUCGGUGGCAGUGGGCGAUUUAAAUAAUGAUAAUCGAUCGGAUUUAGUGGUGAGCUAUCUUCAAAGUGCUAGAAUUGAUGUUUUAUUAGGAUAUGGAAAUGGUAGUUUUGCAAAUCCAAUUAAAUACGCAAUUGAUUCGAUGUCAUAUUGUGUAGUAAUGGAUGAUUUUAAUAAUGAUAAUUGUUUAGAUGUGGCUGUUGCUGCUUAUAAUACUGGUUAUAUGUACGUAUUCUUAGGAUAUGGUAAUGGUUCCUUGUCAACACCACGAAAAUUUAGGACUGGUGCUUCGCCGGUAUUUUUGAUGGUCGCUGAUUUUGAUUAUGAUACGCAUCUGGAUUUAGUUGUUACCAAUUAUCUAUCGAAUACUGUUGGUAUUUUCAUUGGAUAUGGUAAUGGUUCUUUUAAAGAACAAAUAACAUAUUCAGCUGAUUGGAGACCAUGGGCUUUAACAGUUGGAGAUCUAAAUAAUGAUGAUAGAUUGGAUAUUGUUGCGGCUACAAUAGCAUUUUCUACAAUAACUAUUCUGUUUGGAUAUGAAGAUGGAUCUUUUAUAAAUAAUACAAUAAUUCCAGUUGGUAAUAUUCCAGAGUCUGUCGGUAUAGGCGAUUUUAAUAAUGAUAGCUAUCCAGAUAUUAUUGUUGUUACUGCUAGUGAAAAUUUUGUCAGCAUUCUAUUAGGAUAUGGAAAUGGUUCAUUUGCUACUCAAAUUAAAUGCCCAACUGGUUCUACAGCAGGAUCAGUAGCUAUUGCAGAUUUGAAUAAUGAUCGUCUACUUGAUAUCGUUGUAGUAGGUGAAACAACACAAUGUGGAUUAAAUUUGGCACGAAUAUCCACAAAUCCAAUUGAAUAUAAUUAUGGUCCACAACACGUUGCUAUUGGUGAUUUUAAUGAAGAUACUUGGAUGGAUUUCGUUAUAGCUAACUGGGAUGUUAAUCUUAUUAGUAUCUAUUUUGGAUUCGAAAACGGGAAAUUUUCUAAACAAAAUCAAUAUUCAACUGGUGUUAAUUCAAAUCCAUUAAUGACUGCUGUGAGUGAUCUCAAUAAUGAUUUACAUUUAGAUAUUGGAGUUGUAAACUAUGGUACUCAUACUAUUGGAAUAUUUUAUGGAUUCGGUAAUGGAUCUUUCCAGGAGCAAGUUGGAUUCUCAACAGGUAUUUCAAGACCAAUAUCAAUUAGCUUAACUGAUUUAAAUAAUGAUACAUUCGUUGAUAUUGUUAUUAUUAAUGAGGGGACAAAUAGUUUUAGUAUUUUGUAUGGAAAUGGAAAUGAAAGAUUUUCAAAUUCAAUAACAUAUUUCACUGGAUAUGAUUCUUUACCAUAUGCAUCAGCUACAGGUGAUUUUAAUAAUGAUGAUCUAGUAGAUAUUGUUAUUGCAAAUUAUGGAACAAAUAAUGUUGGUCUUUUCUUUGCUAAUCAUAAUAAUACUUUUCAAAAUCAAUUGAUUAUUUCAACUGGUGUUGAUUCUCAUCCAACUUCAAUUAGUGUUGGAGAUUUUAAUUCUGAUAAAUAUCUUGAUAUUGCUAUUACUAAUUUUGGAACAAAAAUGAUUUGUGUAUUUUUAAAUGAUCAAAAUGGAAGUUUUACAAAAUCAACAUUCUAUUCGAUUAAUUCUUCUUCACCAUAUUCAAUCGAUGUCGGCGAUUUUAAUGGAGACAAGAAAUUAGAUUUAUUUAUUGUUAAUAUAGGUACGAAUAAUAUUGGUUUACUUUUAGGAUUAGGAAAUGGAAGUUUUGAAGAAGUAAGAAUGAAUUCAACCGGUUCUUAUUCAUCAAUAUCAUUGGCUUUACAUGAUUAUAAUAAAGAUAAUCGAUUAGAUGUUAUUAUUGUUAAUAACGAUACUGGGAGUAUUGAUAUUUUAAAUGGGUAUUUUGAAGGUUUUCCUACUCCUGUAAAGUAUUAUCUUGACUAUGAAUCAAACUUUGUAAUUGCUCAUGAUAUAAACAAUGACAAAAUAUUAGAUUUAAUAAUUCUCUGUCGUUCUGAUAAUAUCAUUUAUAUCCUUUCGGGAUCUAGAAAUGGAUUAUUUUCAUGGGAAACAGAAUAUUAUACUGGUUUUAAUCCAUGUGCUGCAACGGUUGGCGAUUUUAAUAAUGAUGGUAGAAUAGAUAUAGUUGUUGUUAACGCUGGUGACAAUAAUAUGGGCAUAUACUUUGGAAAUGGUGAUGGUACCUUUCCAAGACGACGAAGAAUACAAACAGGUUCUUUUCUAAAUUCUGUGGCUGUUGGUGAUUUUAAUAAAGACAAUCAAUUAGAUAUUGUUGUCACUAAUAAUUAUAACAACAGUGUUAGUAUAUAUUUAGGAUACGGAAAUGGUUCUUUCGCAUCACAAGUGACAUAUUCAACUGGUUCUCAACCACAAUAUGUAGUAAUAGGUGAUCUAAAUAAUGAUAAAUGUCUUGAUCUAGUUGUUGCCAAUUAUUUUGGAAAGAGUAUUAGUGUACUUCUUGGAUAUGGUAAUGGAACGUUUGCAAAUCAACUAACAUCUUCAGCUGGCUACUUUCCAACGUUUAUAGCAAUCAAUGAUUUUAAUAAUGACACUCAAAUGGAUGUUGUUGAAAACAACAUGUAUAGUGGCACUGUGAGCGUUCUACUUGGAUUUGGGAACGGUUCUUUGGCAAAGCCAGUUACAUAUGGAACAGGUAGUCGUCCAUCAUCUAUAUCCAUUGCUGACAUGAAUAAUGAUACGCAUUUGGAUCUAGUAGUUGCUUGUGCUGGUACAGUAUAUACAUAUAUAUUAUUUGGAUAUGGAGAUGGUUCAUUUAGCAAUGCUGUUUCAUAUUUUACAAAUAUGUUUUCACCUUCUGUAGCUAUCGGAGACUUUGAUGAAGAUACACGAUUGGACAUGGUUGUAGUAGAUCCUAAUGAAGAAUCUAUAGGUGUAUUACUACAAUACAAUAGAGGUGCUCUGGCGAAUAAACGAACUUAUGCAUCUGGUGGAAGUUCGAAAUUACGAUCAAUGGCCAUUGGCGAUAUAAAUAAUGAUACUCAUUUAGAUAUUGUUGUUGCUAAUUAUGGUACUGAUGAUAUUAGUAUUCUAUUUGGAUAUGAUAAUGCUACUUUUCCAAUUCAUCUAACAGUUAAUAUGGAUUCAAAUUCUCAUCCAUCAUCAGUUACUUUUGGUAAUUUUAAUGACGAUAAACAUUUAGAUAUUGCUGUAACUCUUGCUGGUUUGCAUCAAGUUGGAAUAUUACUUGGAGAUGAACAAGGAUCAUUUAUUCGGCAAGCAGUCUAUCAAACUCCUUCAAUAUCUCCUCCACUGGUUGUUUCUGCUGGUGAUUUUAAUAAUGAUGGACAAUCAGAAACCGUUGUUGGAUAUGAUGAUAACGAUAGUAUUGAUAUAUUCACUAUAUACAAUACGGGAUCUUUUAGAGAUCUUAAGAAAUAUUCAGUUGGCGCAGCUCCAAAUUUUGUAGUCCUAGACUAUAUUAAUCAUGAUAGUUACAUUGAUAUUGUGGUUGUUAAUACAGAUUCUGAUGAUAUAAGUUUACUUUUUGGAUAUGGUAACGGUAAUUUUGCAGAUUCUAUAACAUGUUCAAUUGAUUCUCGUCCAAUUUCGGUGGCAGUGGGCGAUUUAAAUAAUGAUAAUCGAUCGGAUUUAGUGGUGAGCUAUCUUCAAACUACUAGAAUCGAUGUUUUAUUAGGAUAUGGAAACGGCAGUUUUGCAUAUCCAAUUAAAUACGCAAUUGAUUCGAUUUCAGUUUGUGUAGUAAUGGCUGAUUUUAAUAAUGAUAAUUGUUUAGAUGUGGCUGUUGCUGCUUAUAAUACUAGUUAUAUGUAUGUAUUCUCAGGAUAUGGUAAUGGUUCCUUGUCAACACCGCAAAAAUUUAGGACUGAUGCUACGCCAGUAUUUUUGAUGGUCGUUGAUUUUGAUUAUGAUACUCAUCUGGAUUUAGUUGUUGCUAAUUAUGAAGCAAAUACUGUUGGUAUUUUCAUUGGAUAUGGUAAUGGUUCUUUUGAAGAACAAAUAACAUAUUCAGUUGAUAGGAGACCAUGGGCUUUAACAGUUGGAGAUCUAAAUAAUGAUGAUAGAUUGGAUAUUGUUGCGGCUACAUUGGGAUUUUCUACAAUAACUAUUCUGUUUGGAGAUGAAGAUGGAUCUUUUAUAAAUAAAACAAUAAUUCCAGUUGGUGAUAUUCCAGAGUCUGUCGGUAUAGGUGACUUUAAUAAUGAUAGUUAUCCAGAUAUUAUUGUUGCUAAUUUUGGUGAAAAUUUUGUCAGCGUUCUAUUAGGAUAUGGUAAUGGUUCAUUUGCUACUCAAAUUAAAUGCCAAACUGGUUCUGCAGCACGAUCAGUAGCUAUUGCAGAUCUGAAUAAUGAUCGUCUACUUGAUAUCGUUGUAGUAGGUGAAAGUAAUGUAAUUACAAUGUUUGGUUAUCCAAAUCUUGUCUUGCGAAAACAAACGGGUCUUGUAACUGGGAAUAAUUCUCGAUCAAGAUCAUUUGUUAUUAAUGAUUUUAAUAAUGAUAAUCAUAUGGAUAUUAUUGUAGCUAAUUCAGGCACUAAUAAUAUUGGUGUUUUUCUUGGAUACGGAAAUUUUUCUUUUACAAAUCAAACAACAUAUUCAACUGGUUUAAACUCAUCUCCAUAUUCAAUAGCAACCGGUCAUUUUAAUAAUGAUACUUAUUUAGAUAUUGUUACAGCUAACUUUCGCUCGGAUAGUAUUGCAGUCUUUCUUGGUUAUGGCGAUGGAUCAUUUACAAAUCAAACAACAUAUUCAACUGGUUCAUCAUCAUCUCCUUAUUCAAUAUCUGUUGGAUAUUUCAAUAAUGAUUUAAACCCUGAUAUAAUUGUUAUUAAUUAUAAUAAUAAUAAAGUUGGAAUUUUUCUUGGUCAUGGUAAUGGAAUGUUUGAUGUUAUUCGACUUUAUUCAAUGUCAUAUGGAUCUCAUCCAUCUUCACUUGUUGUUGCUGAUUUUAGUGAUGAUGGAAAAAUGGAUUUUGCUGUAAUUAAUAAUGGUACUGAUAGUUUAAGUAUUUAUUUACAAACAUGCUAA